GAAAAAACGCGAUAUGUGUGAACACACACGCAUACAUUGCUGCUAUGCUAUAUAAAUAAAUAAUACAAUACAAUAAACAUUAGGGAAUGAUCCUCUGAAACACAUAGUCUAGCUAAGUAGCCAUCAACACAUUCUUAAAUACUAAGAUCACAACACAAACGUUGAAGUGAAGAAAAACAUAGAGAAAAGAUAUCUAUGAGGGUGUUUCCUAGGUUCAAGUUUUUGUCAAGAGCAGUGGUUCAUGAGGAAAAUGAAGGUGAACAUAAUUUGGAGAGAAAGAGGUAUCCUAUUAUUGUAACUGAAGGAAAUUUGUGUACAUCAUCAUCACUAACAGUUUGGAAAAAAUCCCUUGUAAUUAAUUGUAAAGGAUUCACAGUCAUAGAUUCAUGUGGAAACCUUGUGUAUCGUGUUGAUAAUUACUCCUUGCACCCCCAUGAAGUUGUUCUUAUGGAUGCUUCAGGAAACUCUCUUCUCUCUAUGCGCCGCCAAAGGAAGCUUGGAUUAGGAGAUAGUUGGUUUGUGUAUGAAGGAGAAACUGGGAAUCAUAGUACGAGAAAAACAUGUAAGUUGGAAAGGUCAAGAAAGAGUCCAGUUUGUUGUGUAAGGAAGAGUGUAAAUAUUUUAAACGGCAAUACCAAUGUUCAGGCAUACGUGCACCGUGUAGCUUCUGACUCAGAUAAACGACAAGCGGCGUUUACGGUGGAAGGUUCCUAUGCACGAAGAACGUGUAAGGUGUUGGAUGAGAACAAGAGAGCAGUAGCUGAACUCAAGAGAAAGGAGACCAAUACAAAAGAUGUGUCUUUUGGGAUUGAAGUUUUUCAGUUAGUUGUUCAUCCAGGAUUUGAUCCUGGUUUUGCAAUGGCACUUGUUUUAGUACUGGAUCAGAUGUUUACAUAACACACUUCCUGGAGUAAUAAUAAUAUAUUUAUUUCCAAUUUCUGUUUUUAUGUAUCUCACAUACCAUUGAAGAGCAUUUUAAAUAGGAAGAAGAAAAACAAUUGCGAUAGUCCUGUUUUGUUACAAGAAGGAAUUGAACUUGGUAUCCCAAAAUUUUCAA
Messenger RNA from Medicago truncatula (barrel medic), 1057 nucleotides. RefSeq names its product protein LURP-one-related 8. The coding region runs from base 196 to 897 and encodes 233 amino acids. Lineage: Eukaryota; Viridiplantae; Streptophyta; Magnoliopsida; Fabales; Fabaceae. The transcript has 2 exons. The record is from RefSeq and is a predicted model, not a curated record.